Molecule: messenger RNA, 4006 nt
Organism: Leptonychotes weddellii (Weddell seal)
Lineage: Eukaryota; Metazoa; Chordata; Mammalia; Carnivora; Phocidae
Source: RefSeq, a predicted model, not a curated record
AACAACGAGAAAACCAACAACGGCAUCCACUAUAAACUCCAGUUGCUGUAUAGCAACGGAGUCAGAACGGAGCAGGAUCUGUAUGUUCGCCUCAUAGAUUCAAUGACCAAACAGGCCAUCGUGUACGAGGGCCAGGACAAGAACCCGGAGAUGUGUCGCGUGCUGCUGACCCACGAGAUAAUGUGCAGCCGGUGCUGUGACAAGAAAAGUUGUGGCAACAGAAACGAAACGCCCUCAGACCCUGUAAUCAUUGACAGAUUCUUUCUAAAGUUUUUCCUCAAGUGCAAUCAGAACUGUUUGAAGAAUGCAGGCAACCCUCGAGAUAUGCGGAGAUUCCAGGUUGUUGUGUCGACAACAGUCAACGUGGACGGCCACGUGCUGGCCGUGUCUGACAACAUGUUUGUGCACAACAAUUCCAAACACGGGCGGCGGGCCCGCCGCCUAGACCCGUCAGAAGCCACUCCGUGCAUCAAGGCCAUCAGCCCCAGCGAAGGCUGGACCACGGGGGGAGCCACCGUGAUCAUAAUCGGAGACAACUUCUUCGACGGCCUGCAAGUCGUGUUCGGAACCAUGUUGGUGUGGAGCGAGCUCAUCACUCCCCAUGCCAUCCGGGUGCAGACCCCGCCGCGGCACAUUCCUGGAGUUGUUGAAGUCACCCUGUCCUACAAAUCCAAGCAGUUCUGUAAAGGUGCUCCUGGGCGGUUUGUCUACACUGCCCUUAAUGAACCAACCAUAGAUUACGGCUUUCAGAGGUUGCAGAAAGUGAUCCCAAGACAUCCGGGUGAUCCCGAAAGGUUACCCAAGGAAGUAUUACUUAAGAGGGCGGCCGAUCUGGUGGAAGCCUUAUACGGGAUGCCCCACAACAACCAGGAGAUCAUCCUGAAGCGAGCGGCUGACAUUGCCGAGGCCUUGUACAGCGUGCCCCGCAACCACAACCAGAUCCCCACCCUGGGCAACACCCCCGCGCACACGGGCAUGAUGGGCGUGAACUCCUUCAGCAGCCAGCUAGCCGUCAACGUGUCCGAGACCUCGCAGGCCAACGACCAAGUCGGCUACAGUCGCAAUACCAGCAGCGUGUCCCCGCGAGGCUACGUCCCCAGCAGUACUCCCCAGCAGUCCAAUUACAACACAGUCAGCACUAGCAUGAAUGGAUAUGGAAGUGGCGCCAUGGCCAAUCUAGGGGUCCCGGGCUCGCCUGGAUUUCUUAAUGGCUCUUCCGCCAACUCUCCCUACGGCAUGAAACAAAAGAGCGCCUUCGCGCCCGUGGUCCGGCCCCAAGCUUCUCCUCCUCCCUCCUGCACCAGCGCCAACGGGAACGGACUCCAAGCUAUGUCUGGGCUGGUAGUCCCGCCGAUGUGAGGGGCUCGCCUUCCCUCCCGCAGCACCCAGCACCCAAGGACGGACUUCAGGGGACACGUUUAGUAUAUAUGAGCUGCUGCUGAAGCCCUUGUCUGCAAACACAUCAGCCGCGGUGGAAAUGCUACAAGAGACUUUGUUUAAAGAUUUUAUUUAAACUAUUAAGAAUCAACAUGCAAACAGCCUACUUCUUCAUGAACAAUUCCAUUUUAUUGACUGAACUUUUCUCAUAUUUUCACAUUUCUCAGUCCUGAAGACUAAGGAAAACAAAGCGACGCCUAUUUUGUAUAAAGUUUCUGACUCCGUCUUCGCUAUGUCUAGUACUUGCUAUGUGUUGGGAGAAACUUUGUGAAUGCACCAUUUUGAUUAUCAUGAAACACUGAUGAAAAAUGCCUCCAAACAUUUUUCUGUGCUCAUACUUAGAUUCACAAUGGUUGUGUAUCUCUAUAAUGUGAAAUAUUUUUUUGUGGUGAAAAAAAAAAGGGGCCAAGGAGGUGUGAGCCAUCGAACUGGAAGAAAGGAGGACUACGUGACUAGGAGAAUUCGGGGUGGCAGGGAGGGAGGGUGGGUUUAUCAUUGCUUAACUUCAUCUUAAUGAAAUGAAACUUUGUAACUUAUUGUAGUUAGAAAUUGUAACUUUGAUAUUGAAUUCUCUUGCCUUCAACAAGCACACUGACAGAAAAAAAAAUAUGCUACUGUCUGUUGGUUAAAAUAUUCUCCCACUGCUAGAGCUUCCUGUUAAGCAAGUGUGAUCUGCAACAUUUUUUCAACUUUUGCUAGCACUGUAUACUAUUGCAUUCUUAGGCUACUGUGAGGUCCAUGUUUCUUGUACCAGAAAUUGUCCUUUUGACUUCUAGCUCCUUCUUCCCUAAUGUGUUUUGUAUGUGGUUAUAAAAUUGUAGACUUUUGUGAUUUUGCCAAAGUUGUAGCUAAAUAUUUAUACACUUGUCUUGAAUUUUUUUCAGAUCCACUUAAAUAUUUAGAAAAAAAACAAAACACGUUUUCUUCCUUAUGUGUCUCAUAAGGAAUAAAAUGGUCUCCAUUCAACACUUUUCCAUGAACACCUACAGUUGCUAAGGGACUUUCUUUUGUAACAUAUCGAUUAUAAAUAUUGUAUUUAUCUUUGAAAUUUUGUACAUUGCUUUUCCUGCCAUUUCCUUUUUCUUGUCUGUAUUGGUUUUGGAUCAUGGCCUGGUGUUGGGAAGAGCAUUAAGCCCAGAGCUGUCUCUUUGACCUGUUUUGUUAAAGCGAACCAGUGUCCUUGCAUUUCAGUUGUACUUCAAAGAUUUGCUUUUGUUUAGACUUUCCAUCCUUCUUUUCCCUUUUUUUUUUUAUUUUGAGGAAAAGUCAAAUUCAUUGUUUAUUUUUAUAUUAUUUUUAAGUUAUCUGAACAAAUACUUUUGAAAAAAAGUUCGUUGUAUAGUCAAAACAAAACGGUGCCACUCAGCUGUGACAAAUCCUAGUAGAUUCUGUGCAUGUGGAACAACAGCAACGAAGAGGGGACACCGUUUGGGGCUGUGUCCUUAUUUUUCUGUAGAAUGUAAAAAGUCAUUUUAGCUGCCACCCAUGACUUUGCCACAUAGCUGAACUGUGUUUACUGGAAAAAUUCAGAGGCCUAAAGUUUAAAAUAAAAUUUACUUCUGAUGUUUUAAUUAAAAUGUUUGCCACAUUAACUUCUCUGAUGCCUUAAAAGUGGACUUCUUUAAAGAACCUUUGUGCUAUUUUAUCACAGGCUCAUGACACAAUUGUUAAUCGAUAUUUCAUUUGGAGAUUUACGGUGUAACACACACACACACACACAAACAAAAGCACAAACCUGGUGUUCCAUGUGUCGCUCCUUUCUGCGUCUGAUUCUGCUGCGUUGUGUGUCCUCCCGGGCCCACCUAGGAUUCAGAGAGGUUUCAGGGAGAACCAAAAUCACCGCUGGUUUUUAACCUUUUUUUUUUAAACAAUACUUUUUUUGUGGUCAGACCCAACAGCACCAUCUGUACUUUUUAAACCGGAAUGACCUCCUUCAGAUCCUGUGCCUGUUCGUGCCAAACCCACAGUGAGACCAGGAGGGUCAGUCUUUCCCCUUUGUGUUAAAUGCUUUGCAGACACAGCACAGCAAAUGUUUUGCAAAUUGCAGCAGAAAUCAGAUUUAAAACAAAAAGGAGGGACUUUAAAAAACUUUCUUCACAAAAAAGAAAAAACAAAAAACAAAACCAUGCACAACUUAGGAAAGUGUUCAUCCAAGGGACUACAUAAAAGAAGCAGAAUGUUCCCGGUGGUCAGGUGGGUCGCAGUCUGGCCCUUUGACCGCUAAGGCUUAGCUACGUGGGAAAGCCUGAGAAGUCACUUUGGAACUAAAUUGCCUCCGUUUUAUUUUGUAUAAGUAAGGGUUUGAUCUAAAAACAAGCUCACGUGUACAUGUUAAGAACGUUUGCAAGUUUCCUCAUCCCUGCACUCGGUUUGUGUUUUAGAUUAAUUAGUCAAUGCCCCUCAUCGCUUCAUUGUCUCAAAAUUGAGCGCUUCACUAAAUGGUAGAUUUUACUGUUAAAGACCCUACAAUAAGAUUGUUUUAUCUGUACAUUUUUUCAGAUAUUUAACUGUAUAAAAAUGUUCAUUUUACACAAUAUUUAAUUAAAGUAUUUCUCGUCUGUGAAUUUCA